AUGGCGUACGAGAUGUCGAGCAUGAAGCAUGUCGGCUCACACCCAUUCAACCACAACCAGUCUCAUGAAGCAGAACGAGAAUAUGACCGCCUUCGGGAUCUGGCGCGACAGGAAGCAGCUAAAAGAUCAUCGUGUUUCGACAAGGCCCAUCAAGCUUAUGAGCGUAGGGACGCAGGAGCCGCCCAUGCACUAUCUGAAGCUGGAAAGAGGCAUGGGGCUCAGAUGGACGCCUAUAACAGACAAGCCUCGGAGUUUAUCUUUCGCGAGAACAAUGCAGAGGGCCGUGUGGCCUCUGACACGAUAGAUCUCCAUGGACAGUUCGUCGAAGAAGCAGAAGACAUACUUGAGGAACGCAUAAGAUACGCUCAAUCAACUGGACAAACGCAUCUCCAUGUUAUUGUUGGCAAAGGAAACCAUAGUCCUCAUCACAUUCAGAAAAUCAAACCAAGAGUUGAAAAAGUGUGCCAAGAACUCGGUCUCCAAUACCAGACUGAGGCCAACGAAGGGAGAAUGUUUAUCAACCUAACUGGUGGUCCAGCUCAUUCACCGCCUCCCACUCAUGCAGGAGGUCAACAGUAUCCUACUCACUCGGUUUAUCCAGGUGCACAGCAGCAACAUCAUCAGGCACAUCGUCCCCAGCAUCAACAAGCACAUGGCCACCAAGGGCAGAACGAUGAGGUGGAGAAGAUGGUCAAGAAGUUCUUGCCGCGCAUCCUCCGAAAACUGGAGAAACAAUGCUGUGUUGUGAUGUAA
Endocarpon pusillum Z07020 is the source of this 753-nucleotide messenger RNA. RefSeq lists its product as uncharacterized. The transcript is spliced from 3 exons. Lineage: Eukaryota; Fungi; Ascomycota; Eurotiomycetes; Verrucariales; Verrucariaceae. The record is from RefSeq and is a predicted model, not a curated record. Bases 1 to 753 code for a protein of 250 amino acids.